Pecten maximus is the source of this 1276-nucleotide messenger RNA. Its product is annotated as GPN-loop GTPase 3-like. The record is from RefSeq and is a predicted model, not a curated record. Lineage: Eukaryota; Metazoa; Mollusca; Bivalvia; Pectinida; Pectinidae. Gene Ontology annotation, molecular function: GTPase activity. The transcript has 8 exons. Bases 145 to 993 code for a protein of 282 amino acids.
GAUGAGUUACAAGGUUUAAUUUGACAUUGAUCCAGCAUGUUGUGGUUGUGAAAGACAUUUUCGUACUGGAACUGUGAAAGUUCUAAGCGAUAUGAACGCUUAAUUACUGAUCUUCAUUAGGCCAAUUAAUUUUUAGCACGCACGAUGCCUCGCUACGGACAGCUUGUGAUGGGUCCAGCGGGAAGUGGAAAGUCAACGUACUGUAGUAACAUGGUAAAGCACGGAGAAGUCAUUCAUCGUAAUAUACAAGUCGUGAACCUUGACCCGGCAGCAGAACAUUUUGAUUAUCCUGUGUUAGCUGAUAUAAGAGAACUGAUUCAUCUGGAUGAUGCUAUGGAUGAUGAAGCAUUAAGGUUUGGGCCUAAUGGGGGACUUAUUUUCUGUAUGGAGUACCUGGCUCAGAACUUUGACUGGCUGCAGGAACAACUAGAUGAGGCCGAGGAUGACUACAUCUUGUUUGAUUGUCCUGGCCAAGUAGAAUUAUACACACACAUCCCUGCCAUGAAACAGCUAGUAGAAACAUUACAGAAGUGGGAUUUUCGCAUAGCUGGUGUUUUCCUUAUCGACUCACAGUUCAUGAUUGAAGCCUCAAAGUUUGUAUCUGGAGUGAUGACAGCGCUGUCAACCAUGGUCAAUCUAGAACUGCCUCAUGUUAAUGUAAUGACUAAACUGGAUUUGCUCAGUAAGAAGGCAAAGAAAGAUUUAGACAGAUACCUUGACCCAGAGCUGCCAGUCUUACUUGAUGAAGAAUUUGAUAACAGUAGGUUUAGCAACAAGUUCAAGAAACUCAAUUCUGCCAUAGCAACAAUGAUUGAGGACUACAGUUUAGUGAAGUUCCUUCCCCUGGAUCAGACAGACGAGGACAGUAUCAACGAUGUCCUGCUACAGAUUGAUAGUGCUAUACAGUAUGGAGAGGACCUAGAGCCCAGAGAAAUGAGGGAUGAUCAACAAAAUGAAGAGGAUAAUGACUUUGACAGUGGGUUUGAUGGUUGAUAUGGGGGAGAUUGAAGAUGGAUGUUUUUGAUGUGUGAUGAGUGAAGACUGGAGGACAAAGUGGCUGACAUUGAUGGAUGUAUAUGUGGACAGACUGUGGAUGGAAUUAUAUUGAAUGGUGGAUGGAUGAAUAUGUGGAUUGAUGACAUUAUUUGGAUUAUAAUGAUGUAUUGAGUAUGAAGACUUUGGAUUUGACUGAUGUCUUUCAGUAAUUUUCAGUAAUAUGUAUAUGGAUUGUUUGUUCUGUAUGAAUUAAAUUUAAUAAAAACAAAGAAAAAACUUA